UGAUUUUUGGGGCUGUUUUUCAAUGGAUGAAGAAGCCUCUUCACCUUUCCAUCUGGCUUUGGAUGGAGCUGGGCUUGGCCACAGGUUGGAUUCUGUUGCUUUGCCACUCGCUCCCUCCUCAGCUUUGGACUUUGCAGCCUGUCCAUGAGGUGUCCAAGAGGCUUUUCUCAGCCAGCCAAGCCUCAGAGUUGCCUGUUUGUCUCCACAGAGGUGACUCCACAGCAGGAAAAGCCCAAACCUUGUGCUGUUGGCCCAUUUUCCCCUCGUUGCACCCUGCAGGCAUCUCAGCAUCACCCUCCAGACAUCCUGGGCUCACCUGGGUGGCUUUUUUUCCCCUCCCCUCUUUUCUGUGAGGUUUGUUGAGGUUUUGGGCUUGAGGAACCUUCCUUCCAGCCCCUUUAGGAGCUGACACAAAGCUUUUGAACCCUUCUCAUCCCGUUGCUCUUGGGCUUCAUGCAAACCCAGCUCUUGUGGAGGUUGCAAGGGGAGGAACUGAAGCCAUCACCCUUCAGGUAAGCACAGAGGCCACCACCAUGGACCUGGAACCUGUGAGGACAGAGGAAACAACCCCCUUGAGGUGGCCACAGGAGGAGAAAAGGUGAAGCUCCCAUGGAAACACCAACCCAACAAGGUUAAUGGUGACUCACAGGUGAGAGAGAUGAGAAUCAUUCACCCAUUUCCACGGCUGCUCCUCAUCUUCCCGGGAAAGGCCAAUCCAGUGAUCUGAAACCCCUUUGUACCUCAUCACAAAGCUCUGAAGAAGAAGGAGAAAGGCUUUUGGGGCAGGCUGGGAGCUUUGGGGCCACCUCUGGUCAUGGCUGGAGAAGUUGUUUAUGCUGAUUUAAGGCAUCCUGGGGAUGGUUUUUCUCCUGCUCAGAAGCGUCCUGCUCCUGCCUCGUGCCCGUGGUGGCACAGGGUCCUCCUCAAAGCCAGCGUGCUGGGGCACCUCGUCCUGCUGCUGCUGGUGCUGGUGCUGGGUGUGAGGGUUUUUCAGGGCUCCCUGCAGCAGGAGGCGAGAAACGUUUCCCAGCAAAGCGAAGCGAUGCAGGGAGGGAACAGCACGUGUGUGAUCUCAGCCAUGAUUCGGUACUUCUGUGAGCCCCAAUGGGACAGAGCCCCAGCCCUUGCUGGCUGCAAGCUGUGUCCUCGGACCUGGGAGCUGCAUGGGGACACCUGCUACCAGCUCUCCAAGGAGAAGGGAAGCUGGGCUCAAGGCAAGAAGGACUGUGAAACUCAGAGGUCUCAGCUGGUGGUCAUCAGGGACGAGAAAGAGAAGGAGCACAUGAGGAACAUCACACUCCACAAGCCCGUGUGGAUCGGUUUAACCUCGUGCCAUGCCGAGUGCAGAUGGGUGGACAACACACCCUUUGACAUCCAAAUGUUUGGGCCCCUGCAGGAGAAUGAAGGGAUGUGUGCGACCCUCAAGAACCAAGAGCUGGAUUUUGAUGUCUGUGACAACGACCAACAUUGGGUUUGCCAGAAGAAACCCAUGAAUCUGCCCCACCCUGAGGCAGGAGAUGGAGAGAAAUGCACCAACAACCUCUGGCCUCUGCCCAUCCCACCAGACACAACAUUUGGGGAGGGGGCAAAGGAGUGAAACCACCUUUAUCCUCACCCUGAUUUCAUCCCAAAGCAUCUCCCGUGUAGCUCAGGGCAGUUUGGGGGGUUGAGAAACCAGGAGCAUCUGGACCCACAGAGCAUCAA
Messenger RNA from Colius striatus (speckled mousebird), 1704 nucleotides. Its product is annotated as killer cell lectin-like receptor subfamily B member 1B allele C. Lineage: Eukaryota; Metazoa; Chordata; Aves; Coliiformes; Coliidae. The record is from RefSeq and is a predicted model, not a curated record. Bases 815 to 1597 code for a protein of 260 amino acids. The transcript has 7 exons.